This is a messenger RNA of Orycteropus afer afer, 981 nucleotides long. It is a transcript of the gene AEN, whose product is annotated as apoptosis enhancing nuclease. Gene Ontology annotation, molecular function: nucleic acid binding; exonuclease activity. The record is from RefSeq and is a predicted model, not a curated record. The transcript is spliced from 3 exons. Bases 1 to 981 code for a protein of 326 amino acids. Gene Ontology annotation, cellular component: nucleus. Lineage: Eukaryota; Metazoa; Chordata; Mammalia; Tubulidentata; Orycteropodidae.
AUGGUGCCCCGAGAAGCCCUUGAAUCUGCCCAGUGCCUGUGCCCUCCCCUCACCAACCUGAAUGCCAAGGAUGUGCUGCUUCGGAGAAGGCACAAGAGGAGAAGCCGGCAGCACCAGCGAUUUAUGGCCCGGAAGGCCUUGUUGCAGGAGGAGGGGCUGCUGAGCAUGCCUCCCGAGCCACGGUCCUCCCCAGCAUCCAUGCCGUCAGAGACACCACCAGGCACUAAAGCCACCAGCAGUGGGAAGCCUCGUCCUCGGGCUGAAUCUGGCGGUACAUCAUGUAGCAGAAAGCCGGCCCCAAGAUGUGUCACCGGUCCCUUGCCUAGCAAGUUCGUGGCCAUUGAUUGUGAGAUGGUGGGCACUGGGCCCUGUGGGCGGGUGAGCGAGCUGGCCCGCUGCUCUGUUGUGAGUUACCAUGGCAAUGUGCUGUAUGAUAAGUACAUCCGGCCUGAGAUGCCCAUUGUGGACUACCGUACCCGCUGGAGCGGCAUCACUUGGCAGCAUAUGCACAAGGCCAUCCCCUUCCAGGUGGCCCAAAAAGAGAUCCUUAAGCUCCUGAAGGGCAAGGUGGUGGUGGGCCAUGCACUGCACAAUGACUUCCGCGCCCUCAAGUACGUCCACCCUCGGAGCCAGACCCGUGAUACAACUUAUGUCCCAAGCCUCCUCAGCCCGCCUAGUCUCCACUCCCGGGCUCGGGUCUCCCUGAAGGACCUGGCUCUGCAGCUGCUGCACAAGAAAAUCCAGGUGGGCCAAUGUGGGCACUCGUCAGUGGAAGAUGCCAUGACAGCCAUGGAGCUCUACCGGCUGGUGGAGGUGCAGUGGGAGCAGCAGGAGGCCAGCAGUCCCUGGGCCCACCCUGAGGACAAAGAACCUGACAGCAGCACGGACAUGGAGCAGUACAUGGAAGACCAAUACUGGCCUGAGGACCUGGCCCUGGGCAGCAGAGGAGGGGUGGGGCAGGCACAGGAUGGAAGGCAGUGA